UCCCCGUCCCGACCCUACGGGAUGGAGGAGAACAUUAGGAAUAUGCGGCGACGGCUGUCGCCGGCCAGCCUUCUCACCGACGACCUCGUCUUGCACAUCCUCUCCCGGGUACCGUACAUCUCGCUCUGCCGCUUCAAGUGCGUGUCCAAAUCAUGGCUCGCCCUCUGCUCCGAUCCCGAGAUCCGCAAAAAGUCGCCCCAGACCCUGUCCGGCUUCUUCUACCGCAGCAUAACCACAUGGUCGCGUCACUGUGAGUUUCUUAGCCAAUUCACCAAUGUGUCGGGAAGAGGACAGCCUAUGGUCGACCCCUCUCUUUCCUUCAUGCCCAGCUAUUAUAAGAUCCUACUCAUCGACUCCUCCAAUGGUCUUCUGCUCUGCCGCUGCGCCACCUCGUUUCCGAAGCCUGAAUAUUUCUAUGUCGUGUGUAAUCCUGCGACUGAGAACUGGAUCCGGUUGCCGGAGGCAGAGAAGAUGGCACGAAGCCCCAUCGUGCGUUUGGCUUUCGACCCAGCUGCGUCGUCUCACUUCAGAGUAUUUCUGCUCGUCAGUCACCGGCCUGGUCUGAACACUGACGUCGCUGGAGUAGAAGUCUACUCAUCCAAAACUGGAGCCUGGACUUACCGGCAGAGCGGGUGGGGUCGCGAUUGUAGAGUGGACAGUGCUUCCAGAAGCGUGCUCUAUAACGGAAUCAUGCAUUUCGCUACCGUUGCUUCUUCGGUAGUCACGGUGGACAUGGAGCUGAACAGAUGGGGGGAAAUACCUGCACCUCAGGAAACAGGUUCCAGCUGUUUGAUCGGGCUGUCACAGGGGCACCUGUAUUUGGUGCAGUUACAUAACAGUGAAGACCGCCAUCUAUCGGUUUGGGCUCUCGAGGAUUACCAUACCCAACACUGGAUCCUAAAGCAUUCUGUCUGCACAACACCGCUGCCUGAAUGGCGUCACGUCCAUUUUUCUGGAUACAGAGAGGUGAUUGCAAUCCAUCCUGAACGGCAUCUGAUUUUCUUUCAUGCGGGGUGGCGUGGGAAUAGUGAUUGUAUUGUGUCAUACGAUAUGGAUAGCGGGGCAGUGAAAGCUAUCUGCGCUCCUGGACCCUCCUGUGCUUUUACAUACAUACCAUAUGUUCCCUGCUUCUCAAAGUGGUUGUCUGAUGAAAACUAAAGGCUUUCACACUUGAUACAUGACAUUAUUAUCUAUGUUCAAGGAGUAAGACCGUCCAGUUUAUGGCCAUAGCGGUGCCAUGGAUAUAUGUCCUAAGUCUACAUUAGU
Messenger RNA from Lolium rigidum, 1266 nucleotides. Its product is annotated as F-box protein At5g07610-like. The record is from RefSeq and is a predicted model, not a curated record. The coding region runs from base 22 to 1158 and encodes 378 amino acids. Gene Ontology annotation, molecular function: protein binding. NCBI's taxonomy places the organism in Eukaryota, Viridiplantae, Streptophyta, Magnoliopsida, Poales, Poaceae. The transcript has a single exon.